AUGCCAGAACUUCCCGAAGUGACCACGGUCGUCAAUUACCUAGCCAAACAUUUGACCGGGGCUAGGAUUGAAGAUGUCAGCGUCGGGAAAGAUAAGUUCGUCAAAGAAAUCACCGCCGGUGUCUUCCAAACUAGGCUGAUCGGGCAGCAAAUUAACCAAAUUACUAACCGCGGUAAAUUCAUCGUUUUUCACCUCAGUCAGCAGACGGUCAUGCUUUCGCACCUUCGCUUAGAAGGUCGCUACCGCCUCGCCCAAGGCCAGCUCGUGCUCGGACCGCAAGACCACCUAGUUUUUCACCUUGACCAAAACCGCCACCUAAUUUACAACGACUCGCGCCAGUUCGGCACUUUUCAACUCCGCAAGUCAGACGACUGGCAGAAAGUGCCGCCGAUUAGUAAACUAGGUCCCGAUCCGUUUCAAAUUACGCCGCGGGAACUUUACCAAAAACUCCAAAAAACUUCGGUGGCGCUUAAAACGGUUUUGCUUGACCAGAGCGUGAUGGUCGGGCUGGGCAACAUUUACGUCAACGAAGUUUUGUGGGACCAAAAAGUUAACCCCUCUUUGCCAAGCAAAAAACUUGACUUAGCCGAAACUACUCAAAUUCUAACUAGCGCCCGCCAAAUCUUAAAAAAAGCGAUUGAGUUCGGUGGCAGUUCGAUUAAAACCUUUUUAGCUUUUAACGAUCAGGCCGGGCAGUUUCAAAAUUUUUUGAAAGUCCACGGCAAAGUUAACUUACCUUGUCCGCGCUGUCAAACCAAAAUCGCCAAAACCAAAGUUGGCCAACGCGGCACUUACUACUGCCCCAAUUGCCAGCGUUAA
This is a messenger RNA of Centruroides sculpturatus (bark scorpion), 819 nucleotides long. Its product is annotated as formamidopyrimidine-DNA glycosylase-like. The transcript has a single exon. Lineage: Eukaryota; Metazoa; Arthropoda; Arachnida; Scorpiones; Buthidae. The coding region runs from base 1 to 819 and encodes 272 amino acids. Gene Ontology annotation, molecular function: 8-oxo-7,8-dihydroguanine DNA N-glycosylase activity; DNA-(apurinic or apyrimidinic site) endonuclease activity; zinc ion binding. The record is from RefSeq and is a predicted model, not a curated record. Gene Ontology annotation, biological process: base-excision repair.